This is a messenger RNA of Pectinophora gossypiella (pink bollworm), 1249 nucleotides long. Its product is annotated as G protein-activated inward rectifier potassium channel 3-like. Gene Ontology annotation, molecular function: inward rectifier potassium channel activity. The transcript has 2 exons. NCBI's taxonomy places the organism in Eukaryota, Metazoa, Arthropoda, Insecta, Lepidoptera, Gelechiidae. The coding region runs from base 50 to 1204 and encodes 384 amino acids. The record is from RefSeq and is a predicted model, not a curated record. Gene Ontology annotation, cellular component: plasma membrane. Gene Ontology annotation, biological process: potassium ion import across plasma membrane; regulation of monoatomic ion transmembrane transport.
UGAUUGUUGUGAAUUUACGCAACAUACCGCGUUUCAAAGUUAACGCAAAAUGAGUUUGUCCGACGAAGAAAAUACAUUUUAUGUUGUCGAAAAACUACCCAAUUACCCUAGCAAAUACAGCCGGUUUCACAGAUGUAGCAAUCUGCGCAAUUCAAGUAGAAGGGGAACAGAGCGCAUAGUAUUUAAAAACGGCCAUUUCAACUUGGAGAAAUCCACAUCGAAGUACCACGUCUUUCCCGAUAUCGUGACGACGUUUGUGGAAGCCCGAUGGCGGUGGACUCUGAUCUACUGCAUCCUAACUUAUAUUACCACCUGGCUCAUCUUCGCCGCAGUCUGGUGGCUCAUUUUGUACAGCCAUGGAGACCUCGAGGACGACCACUUGCCCCACGCGAUCAACACCACCGAAUGGACACCCUGCAUCAGGGAAAUAUACGACUUCACAUCAAUAUUCCUCUUCAGCAUCGAAAUCCACACCACAAUCGGCUACGGAACACGUUCGUUGACGUUGGAAUGCCCUGAAGCCAUGAUAACCAUGUGCAUUGAAAGCAUCCUCGGCACCAUUAUUCAAUCGUUUAUUAUCGGAAUCGUCUUCGCGAAAUUAACAAGACCAAAGAACCGUGCACAAACUCUUCUGUUCUCCAAAAACGCCAUCAUCAACCAGAGGGAUCGGUACCUCAGCUUAAUAUUUCGAAUCGGGAACACCAGGAAAUCCAGAAUUAUAGCUUCAAGUGUUCAUGCAUAUUUGAUUAGAUACGUCACAAAAUUAGGUCAAAAUAAGUUAAAAAAUACUGAUCAGAUAAAAUUGGACUUGAAAGUGGAUAAUAGUGAAGAUAUCUUGUUCAUGUUUCCGAUAUCUGCUGUGCACAGGAUUGACGAGAAGAGCCCAUUUUACUCCAUGUCUGCUUAUGAUAUGCUGAAGACGAGGUUGGAGAUUCUUGUUGUAUUUGAGGGCACGAUAGAGUCCACGGGACAACCCGUGCAAGCGAAGUCAAGUUACACGGCUCAUGAAAUCCUUUGGGGGCAUCGUUUUCUUCAGCUGAUGUCUUACAGCCGAGCCAAGCGUGGGCUCGUUAUAGAUUACGCGAAGUUUGACGAAACAAUUCGAGUAAACACACCACUUUGUUCCGCCAGGGAACUGAGAGAGUUUUAUGAGUUUGAUGCGAAUACUCAAGCGGUUGUUGCUAAAGCAAUCACGUACACGUAGUCACUAAUGGCACAUGUUCUAAUAAAUUGGUACAAUUCUGUCAUA